CAAUACCAAUACCAUGGAAAGUAUAUAACAACGCGCAGUCGGCUAUUUUGAUAUCUGUUACCGGUCUGACAUUAUGCGUGUCGAAGAAGGAUUCCAGCAGCCUCCUUUUGUUGAAGGAAAUGCUUUCACUACGGACCCAGCAUUGCCCUCUCUUUUGAAGAGGAUUCUUCCGGUAGACGUGCAGAAGGAUAUUCUGCCUGAUCUUGUUCGCUUUGGUGAAGAAGUGGUUACCAACAUAAGAGCCUGGGGUCCUUAUGUGUCGAACCCUCAAGUCGUCCAAUAUGAUCAGUGGGGCCGUCAUGUUAACGAGCUUCGAACCAGCGAGGGUUUCCGGGAACUCAAGGCUGCCGCCCAGCGCGAAGGCCUUCCUGGCAUCUUUUACGAACGCACGUAUGGUGAAUACAGUCGGAUCUAUGGUUUUGCAAAAGCCACCCUGAUGAGUGGAGAUGAACAUACGGUCUUUUGUCCAUUGAGUAUGACCGAUGGUGCAGCCAGAGUCAUUGAACUGAUGGGUACGAAGGGUAUGAAGGAGCAUGUGUUUCCGCGUUUGAUUAGCCGAGACCCUUCUUUAGCAUAUGUAUCCGGCCAGUGGAUGACUGAGCGACCAGGAGGUUCGGAUGUUUCUCAAACAGAAACCGUAGCGGCUUCUACUGGGACCGAGCAUACACUCGGGUUACAAUAUUCUCUAAACGGAUUUAAGUGGUUCUCUAGUGCCACGGAGAGUGACGUUGCCGUAGCACUUGCUAGAACCGGUAAACUCGAAGACGUUUCACGGGGCCUUUCUCUGUUUCUGGUUCCCCUGCGAGUGCCCUUGCUCCGCCGACCUUCCGACCCCCGUCCUGACGCAGCCAGUAAUAAGGUAUACUUACAUCGUCUGAAGACAAAAAUUGGCACGCAUGCCUUGCCCACUGCCGAACUCUCGCUCGAAGGUUCAGAGGCGUAUCUUGUCGGCGAACUCAACCAAGGUGUCAAAAGCAUCGCUCCUGUCUUGAACAUCACCCGUCUAUGGUCUUCCAUAGCGUCACUUGGUAGUCUGCGCCGAUGUCUCGCUAUCGCUACGUCUUACGCGGACGUACGUCGAAUUCAAAGUGGGACAGGACUCUUGCGAGAUACGCCGUUGCAUGUGGCACAGCUGGCGGAUAUCAGCUUAACGUACAGAGCCCUCAUGCAUCUCACCUUUGGCGUCAUUCGACUGAUGGGCAAAGCGGAAUGCCAAGUGGCUACACCGGAAGAAGAGAGGUUGGUGAGGAUGUUGACACCAACGGUGAAGGCAUUCAAUGCGGAAAGGGCUUGCGCGGCGAUGGAAGAAGCCAUGGUCACCCUUGGUGGAGCAGGCUAUAUGGAAGAGAAUCAGAUAGGGAGGCUUAUCAGAGAUCGCCUAGUGGAAAAAAUAUGGGAAGGGACCGUGACAGUACUGUCCUUGGAUGUUGUCCGAGCGGUUAGAGACCCUUUGGUGCUCAUAGCCUUCACGACAUGGGCGCAGUCAGUGAUGGCUUCUUGCCCGGACGAUCUUAGGGUCCGUAUCAUCGACGCCUUGGAUACGCUGAAGCACUCUGUAGAUGGCGCAGCAUUAGCUUACAAGGCCCAAAUACCGUCCCUCCUACCUAGGCACGCAUUGAUUCUACUCGGAAACGUGGCAUCGAGUCUGUUUCUUCUGGAACACGCAAUAUGGUCACAUAAGACAAAUCAGGAUGAAGCACAGACGGACUCGGAGGUUUUCAAAAGAUGGGUCCUGGAAGGCGGAUCAUUGACCGCCCUACGUGGCGUCCAGAUCAUCCAGGGUGCGACUGCCGAAAGGGAAGCUGCAAACACUGCAAUUGUGUUUGGGACGGAUGCCGCAAAGUUUAGAGCGAAAUUGUAAUGUCUCGUUUCUGAACAUAUUCUGGGUUGAUUUUGGUCACUCGAUGAACCUUAGUGGCUCGAAUUACUACGUCUUUUGUUAAUACCGCGACAUGCGCGAUUUAUUGGACUGCUGUGUUAGUAAUACCAAUAGGCUCGAAUCAGUGCCAGUCACUUGAUUGGUAAUUGCGCGAUUUUAUGGAUGCAGUCAGGGCUGUGCGCGAUUUAGUGGAUAUACUGAUUAC
Molecule: messenger RNA, 2084 nt
Organism: Desarmillaria tabescens
Lineage: Eukaryota; Fungi; Basidiomycota; Agaricomycetes; Agaricales; Physalacriaceae
Product: acyl-CoA dehydrogenase/oxidase
Exons: 8
Coding region: 74-1861 (595 amino acids)
Molecular function (GO): acyl-CoA dehydrogenase activity
Source: RefSeq, a predicted model, not a curated record